Messenger RNA from Penicillium roqueforti, 2643 nucleotides. RefSeq names its product CAZyme family GH16. The coding region runs from base 1 to 2643 and encodes 880 amino acids. The transcript has 6 exons. Lineage: Eukaryota; Fungi; Ascomycota; Eurotiomycetes; Eurotiales; Aspergillaceae. The record is from RefSeq and is a predicted model, not a curated record.
AUGGCGGAUUCAGAUCCCUUACUGAGUGAUCUCUGCUCAAUAUGCCAUACCAAUCCUCCCAAGUACCGCUGUCCACGCUGCUCAACACGCACCUGCUCUCUACCCUGCACACGUCGCCACAAACUCUGGUCGCAAUGUUCCGGCGUGCGCGAUCCAGCCGCAUACUUAAAGCGCCAAGAACUAAACACUCCAUCUGCGUUCGAUCGCGAUUUUAAUUUCAUCACGAGUAUCGAGCGCACUCUCGAGCGCGCGGAGAGAGAAGUUGAUAACCGCGGGAUUGAUCUUGCGGGUGGUGCCCAGGCCGACGAUGAUAAUUCCGAAGGUUCCCAACAUCCGACUACUGGCCGUAAAAGGAAGCACCCGAACCAGGGCCUUGCCAAGGGUGAGGCUGCGUUCUUACGCGGUGCCGAAACUGCUGGUGUAAAAGUUCUUCGAGCUCCAAAGGGAAUGUCGAGGAAUAAGCAGAAUGGGUCGCGUUUGCAUCCCAAGCACAAGCGUCUUGCUUGGACCAUAGAGUGGAUUACGUCUGAUGGGCUGAAGACUAUUCGUGAUUCUGUCAUCGAUACAUGCUCUGUUGCUGAAGCCUAUAACCGUUGUUGCCCACGUCCGAAGGAUCAAGAGCCAGCUACCAAGCCAGUGAAGGAAGAGAAGAAAGAUUUGGACACCCAUAAUACAACUAUCGCUGCACCCGGUGAUCCUGUCACGACAGUGGUUGAAGAGGCAGAUACAAAACAACCAUCAUCCCCAAACAAAGACUCAACAAAAGAACCAGCUGAUGACUCAACUGAGCAAACGGAUAAAGUACCAAAUCAGACCAUCACCCCCCACCGCGGUCUCUACUUCUACCUUCACCGUCCGCGAACCACAACCAAAAAGCCUGUCUUAGCUCCUCUCUUGCAAUCCUCGACACUCAAUGCUGUUCUGCGCAAUCGGACAGUUCUAGAAUUCCCUACGAUUUAUGCACUGCUAGAGUCAGCAGAGACAUUGUUUUCAGACAAAGAUAACUCUAAAUUCAUAUCUGAAGAAGAGUAUCUUCGCACUGCUGGACCAGAUGAGAUAGGCCAGUCUUCUACCGCGAGUGACGAUGACGGUGCGGCUGGAAACAAAGUACUCGCCAGUUCUUCGGUGAAUCUUCAAGAUGUUGAUGAGAACCUGGUACUGGAGGUAUUGAAGAAAGAUCUAUUUGAACCAGUCUCGGAAACUGAGCCAAUCCUGCUGAUCGUGACAUCUCGACCAAAAGAGGAAACCACGAUCAGCGCGGCUUCUGUCGAGUCAAAGAUCCUUCGAGUUCACCUUCACUCCACCCGGGACCACCUUGGGAAUAUCAAAUGCUCCAGGAUCAUCAUGAAAACUAACGUUUUGUCCUUCGGGAUCACCGUGAUUUAUCUCGGCACGGUAGCAUCAGCCUUAUUAGUUGCCAGACCACCGUCGCAGUUACCAGCCAAGAAACGUCCACAGGGAUGCGAUUGCUACACAAUAUCCGGGCCUGAUCCGGGAUAUUUUCAGCACUACAAGGUCUGGGACUUUCGGGCAGUGGAUUUGAAGAAACAUGCCAAUCUCAAUCUGUCGAAGCCCAUUGAUUAUGACGACGAGGACUGGGACGAUGACGCUGAGGCCGAGGGCCAAGAACCGCAAAAUGGCCGUCUCUCGCCCGGAGUCCAUAAUGAGAAAGACCCGGACCCCAGAUCGCUGUUGUUCUACAAAACCUCAUUCGAGAAAGACUGGAGCAGUCAAAACUGGGAACGUCGAGGCACCCCCAUAGCCCCAGUCCUCAUGAUAAAUUCAAAGCACAACGUCUUCCUCACCCGGGACUCGGACCAGAAUAAUCCUCACGCGACGUAUCUCGUCCUGCGUACCACUCGUUUUUCAGAAUACACCUCCACCGCGGAAAUCGAGACUCGCAUACGCAAUAUCUACCGGUGCUCGCUGCGUGUCCGGCUGCGAUUAUUGCCAGCCGGCUCCGUCGUAUCGCAACCUCCUCAGCAUAAAGAAUGGCCACCGCGGGAUCCACAACGGCAUCCCACCGUGCCCUUGAACAAGACGAUUCCGCUCCGUGAUAGCAGACCACCUGAUGGCGCUUGUGCUGGCAUCUUCACCUACCAUGAUUCGACCUGUGAAUCUGACAUUGAGAUUUUGACGCGAGACCCGUCACAUCGCGUGCAUUAUGCCAAUCAGCCCGAUUAUGAUUUUGCCGCUGAUCACGAGAUUCCCAAUGCGAGUACCAUUGCCGAUAUACCUGUCCCAUGGACAACAUGGUCCACGCAUCGCCUAGACUGGCUCUCGGACAUGUCACGGUGGUAUGUCAACAAUCAGAUACAGGAUGCCAAAUCGUACAGAGUUCCCGAGUUAGAGAGCAUGAUUGUACUCAAUCUUUGGAGUGACGGCGGACUCUGGACGGGCGACAUGAGAAUUGGCGACAGUAUAUACAUGGGCAUUGAAUACAUCGAGCUGGUUUACAACCGUUCUUCUGAUGCUUUCAGGGCCCCUUAUGUGUCUCCUUCGCAAAACCAGGCCCCUCCCACGAAUGGUUCUUUUGGCAAUGGGAAUCCAUUGGAGCCGGAUAGAAAGGACGAAAAGUGCAAGCCAGGACUUCCCAGGCAGACUAUUCCUGGUUUCGACUGGCUUGCUUGUUCUGUCCUCUAA